GGAGUGGGGAGCGAGGAGCGAGGAGCGAAACGAAAGCGAAAAACAAAGCGAAGCCGUGUCCGUCCGUUGCCGAGACUCGACUGCGCCGAGUGCGCCGCGGUGACAACGUCGCACCUUCUCUCUGACACUCCCUCUCUCUCCGUGGUCAAAGGUGGACCCGCUUACGCCGAAGCCGCGGGUUUACAGGUACAUACUGCCUAUGUACUGGUGCAUACCUUCAGGCCGGCCGCGAGUUGGACGAUCAAGCACCAUACAAUGCUCCAGUCUCCAGGUACUGUAAUCGACGCAAGUUUUCGCAAGUUUUCGCAAGUUUUCGGAAAAUCCUCGCGAGAGAGCGGCCUUCCUGUUAUGUAUGUGUAUGUGUGUAUGUGCAUCGGCGGCGGCCCCCAUGGACAAGGAGGCAGGCAGGUACCCAGGUAUGUACCGUCGUCGUCGUCCUACAUAGUCGUCGUCCUCCUCCGUCGCCGCCGCCGCCGUGCAGUCGCGAGUGCCUACCCACCUGCUAGUACUCUAGCUGUAGGCGGAAUGUGUGGCAUCCUGUCGAUUGCGGUUAUCGAAACUACUGUAGAGGGAGUAGUGAUGAGAUGUUGGGCACCCCACAAGUUCGUCAGCGACUCAGCGACUCGGCGGGCUGGGGGGGUACUCUACUCUACUAUAUCUACUCUACUCUAUAUUAUGAUACACCGAGCUCGCUCGUCUACUCUAUGUACUACUAUAUAGUAGCCUGAAUCGACCGCGCAGGGACGAAGGGGGACGAAGGGGGACGAAGGGGGACGAAAGG
This is a messenger RNA of Tricharina praecox, 781 nucleotides long. RefSeq lists its product as uncharacterized. The transcript has 2 exons. The record is from RefSeq and is a predicted model, not a curated record. Lineage: Eukaryota; Fungi; Ascomycota; Pezizomycetes; Pezizales; Pyronemataceae. Bases 256 to 720 code for a protein of 154 amino acids.